Molecule: messenger RNA, 1935 nt
Organism: Cynara cardunculus var. scolymus (artichoke)
Lineage: Eukaryota; Viridiplantae; Streptophyta; Magnoliopsida; Asterales; Asteraceae
Product: ankyrin repeat and protein kinase domain-containing protein 1-like
Exons: 2
Coding region: 1-1914 (637 amino acids)
Cellular component (GO): cytoplasm
Molecular function (GO): protein binding
Source: RefSeq, a predicted model, not a curated record
AUGCCUCCAUCUUAUUUCCCAUUAAGAUGGGAAAGCACAGGUGAUCAAUGGUGGUAUGCAUCUCCAAUUGAUUUAGCUGCUGCAAAUGGUCAUUAUGAUCUGGUUAGAGAGCUUCUCCAUUUUGACACAAACCUCCUCAUCAAAUUGACCUCCCUCCGCCGGAUCCGGCGGCUCGAGACGGUGUGGGACGACGACGAACAGUUCGCCGACGUCGCGAAAAACCGGUCGAAAGUGGCUGGGAAGCUACUACUUGCAGGGGAACACAAUAAUGGCAAUGGCCAUGGUCAUAACUCUCUGAUCAGAGCUGGCUAUGGUGGUUGGCUUAUCUACACAGCUGCUUCAGCUGGUGAUGUGGGUUUUGUUAAAGAAUUAUUGAAAAGAGACCCAUUAUUGGUUUUUGGUGAAGGUGAAUAUGGUGUCACUGACAUAUUAUAUGCUGCAGCAAGAAGUAAGAACUGUGAGGUUUUUAAGGUGUUGCUUGACUUCACAAUUUGGUCAAAGGGUGAUGAAAUUGGGUCUGUUUUCAAAUGGGAGAUGCUGAAUAGGGCUUUUCAUUGUGCUGCAAGAGGUGGAAGUCUUGAAAUCUUGAAACAGCUUGUUGAAGAUUGUGGUGAUGAUGUUUUGAUGUACAGAGAUUUGCAGGGUUCUACUUUGUUGCAUUCAGCUUCUGGAAGAGGUCAAACUGAGGUUGUGAAGUAUUUGGUUGAAUCGUAUGAUCUAAUCGGGUUGACGGACGCUCAAGGCAACACGGCGUUACAUAUUGCAGCAUACAACGGUCACUUACGAGUGGUCAAGCUUUUAGUUUCUUCAUCUCCAUCGUUGAUCGCAUUAACGAACAGUUACGGCGACACUUUUCUUCACACGAUUGUGGCCGGAUUCAGAACUCCGGGGUUCCGGCGAGUUGAUCAGCAGAUCGAACUCAUGAAGCAUAUCGUGAGUGGGAAGAUCGUAAAUGUUGAUGACAUCAUCAACGUUAAGAACAACGAUGGUCGAACGGCUCUUCACGUUGCGGUUAUUGAGAACAUCCAUUCCGAUCUGGUCGAACUCCUUAUGACCGUUCGAUAUAUCGACUUGAACAUUAAAGACGUCGAUCGGAUGACGCCUCUUGAUCUCCUUAGACAACGACCGAGAUCAGCCUCAUCUGAGAUCUUGAUCAAGAGGCUGAUCUCGGCCGGAGGGAUCUCCGAUUAUCAUGAUUAUAUGACCAGAACUGCCCUCGCUUCCCAUUUGAAAACACACGGGAUUGGGGGCAGUCCUGGAACUUCAUUCCGAAUUCCCGAUGCUGAGAUCAUCUUUUAUACAAAUCCCGAUAAGGACUCGAUGUAUUCGGGCGAACUGAGUCGGUAUGACUCACCGGCCAGGUCAAAUUCCGAAUAUGGUCAACGGGAAUCGGGGUCUAGUGCUGCUAGACGAUUGAAACUUCUUUUUGGAUGGGCUCGAAAGAAAGAAGACGACGACGAUCGUGAUUCCUUGGAUUCUUUCCGUUUACGGAAAGGUACACUCGAAAACAGUCCCAUUUCGAUCCGGGAAAGAUAUUCAAAAUGCUCGAUCCCAAACAACAAAAGGGUGCUCGGUCCCAGCCCGUCCACAAAGAAGAAGUUCUCACAAGGGCUAACCCACGGGGUCCUGCAAGUGCACUCACCCUCGAGCCAGUUUUCGGGGUCAUCUUGGUCUUCGGGUUCAGCCGAUGAGGACGACGAACACAAGCCCACAAAUGUUGAUGUGAUGACCUAUAUGCGGUCGAGCUCGAGCCCAUGGGCUAACCACAAUAAACCGAAGUUCCAUAGACGACAAUCUUCGUUGAGCAAGGUCUUGAUGAACCAAGUGUUCUGUUUUGGUGCACAAGGUAUAGCCGCGGACGAACCGGUUAGGCGCCCCAACCCACGUCAGAGUUACAUUGGUUCAGUUGUUUGAGAUAUUCUUAUUAUAUAUAUA